GUUCUUCUGCCUAUAAAUUAACUAAUUUUAUUACACAAACCGAGUUAAAUACCAAGAUGUUUUCAACGAAUCCAAAUUAUACAAAAUUGAAAACGCAUCUUAGGUUGUCCAUAAAUCGACUUAAAUUGUUGGAAAAAAAGAAAACAGAACUUGCUCAGAAGGCAAGGAGAGAAAUAGCUGAUUAUAUUGCUGCUGGAAAAAGUGAGCGUGCGAAAAUACGCGUGGAACAAAUAAUUAGAGAGGAUUACAUGGUUGAGGCUAUGGAAAUAGUUGAGAUGUACUGUGACUUGGUACUUGCCAGAUUUGGUUUAGUUACUCAGAUGAAAGAACUUGACGAAGGCUUAGCAGAAGCUAUAUCCAGCUUAAUAUGGGUUGCUCCUAGGAUGCAUACAGAUGUGCAGGAACUCAAAGUGAUAUCUGAUUUACUAACAGCAAAAUAUGGUAAGAUAUAUGCAGAGGCAUGCAGAAAUGAAAAUGUUAAUACAAUCAGUGAGAAACUUAAACACAAGAUGUCAGUCCACAGCCCACCAAAGAUACUUGUUGAGAAAUAUUUAAUAGAAAUUGCAAAGAACUAUAAUGUUGAAUAUACUCCAGAUGAACAAGUUAUGAGAGAGGAAGAAGGUCGCGACGCCCUACUGAUCGACAUCAACGGGCCUCCGAUGCCACCAGGCUUCAUUGGGUACCCACCACAACCACAGAUGCCUAACUUACCUAACAUGCCUCCAACUACUGGCAGUCCAUUCAAUUACCCACCUCCUCAACCUUCCCAUGGCAAAGCUGGUGGUUUCAUAGCCACGGCUCCCAAUAACUACAGCGGUCCCAGUCAAUCACCUGCAGGGUACAACUUACCGCCUGGUGUUGAAUCCAAGUCUUUGACAAACAGCUUCCUUCAGGAUGAAAUGAAUAAUCUACCUCCUGCUUAUGACAGCAUUCACCACGAUACGCCAGCGCAUAUACCGGCGCCUACGCCUCAGCCUCGCACGCGUCCGCCUGCUUCAAGCCCUUACCCCGAUCUGCCUGAAUUGCCAUCAGUACCAUCCGACUUGAUACUACCCUCAGUGCCGCAUAGCAACGACUCUAAUACAAACACAGGGAACACCCCUGGGGGAUCCGACGAGAUCGACUUUGACGACCUGAACAGGAGAUUUGAGGAGUUGAAGAAGAAAAAGUAGAAAGACCCUGGGCUAAGAGCCUUAAUGUUCAUGAUGAAUCCACACAUGCUAGUUUAGAUCUGUACCCUUAGAACGUACCAAUAUCGAAUUCAUUACGUUUGAGAGUGCCAUUCAUCAUCGAGAAAUUUUGUAUGGAAACUUGAACAGCGCCACAGCGGACAAGACUACGAUAAAAGUUCAGGCUUAGGUUACAGAGGCCCAAGCAAGAAUUUUAACAGCUGCAUAAUCGCAUCGCAUCGUCAAAGUCUCUAUGAAAACAAAGCAGCGCCCCUACCGGACUUAAGAACAAACUGGCUCCUGCCGUACAAAAUUUUGACGAUGACUAUACGAUUCCGGAGCUGUCAAAAUUCGUGCUUAGGGCUCUAUUCUUCUUUAACGAUUCUUUUAACGUGAAUAUGUUGUUAAAAAAUCAAAAGUUUUCUGUUGCCCUAUGAAUGCCGGGUAUCCAAGUAACGAAUUAAUCUACUCGUAAGCCAUAGCGUUCAUAAGAAUAAAAUCAUUAGAUAAUGCGGUAUAAACUUCUUUAAACUAUAUAAUAUCGAAUUACUGACUUCAAUAAAAUAACACUGUGGCAUUUUGCGGUCUCGAUAAAAGUUUAAGAAUAAAAUUGUCUAGCAUGUGUAGAUUCAUUUUUGUAGUAUCUAGGCGUCUCAUUGUUUUAAAUGAAAUAUUGAGCUACUUCCACGCUUACUAAUGAAAUGUUUAGACCAUCGCAAUAUGGUCGAAUGAAACCCAAAAAUAUAUAAUUGGAACGACGAGUGAGUAAUAUCUUGUACGAUAAAUUUUUACCUUGUGUUAGUAACGCAAUAGUUUAUUUUCUGUUAUAUACGGAAGUGUCCUACCUGAAACCUUGACAGUUGAGCUUUUCUUGCAAAAAAAUAUUUAGAUUUGAAAUGUUGUUUAUUUCCUGUUAUAGACUGAAUUAAUGUCCUGCCUGAAACCUUGACAGGGUUCAAUUUUUCUAGCAAAUACUUUCUUUAUAUUUGAAAUGUUCUUUUUAUGGUCGUGUCGUGUCUAAAUAAUUUAUGCUUCAGAAAAGCGACUCCAAUCACGCCCGAUAGCUUUCAGUUUGAAC
Molecule: messenger RNA, 2247 nt
Organism: Chilo suppressalis (striped riceborer)
Lineage: Eukaryota; Metazoa; Arthropoda; Insecta; Lepidoptera; Crambidae
Source: the annotation of a GenBank genome assembly